Verticillium alfalfae VaMs.102 is the source of this 642-nucleotide messenger RNA. RefSeq lists its product as hypothetical. Gene Ontology annotation, cellular component: THO complex part of transcription export complex. NCBI's taxonomy places the organism in Eukaryota, Fungi, Ascomycota, Sordariomycetes, Glomerellales, Plectosphaerellaceae. Gene Ontology annotation, biological process: mRNA export from nucleus; positive regulation of DNA-templated transcription, elongation. Bases 1 to 642 code for a protein of 213 amino acids. The transcript has 3 exons. The record is from RefSeq and is a predicted model, not a curated record. Gene Ontology annotation, molecular function: mRNA binding.
AUGACCUCCUCGCAACCCCAGGUCUCCGACCUCCGCCUCGACGCCGUGCUGCGCACCUCUGCCGAAUCCCGCGAACAGGCGGAUGCUCUCGUCGCCCUCCUGUCCACUGCCGAUGAAGCCGGCGCCCGUCUCCCUGCCGACCUCGAGGCCACCCUGUCUAAGCAGCAGAAGCUUCUGUUCACCAACAUAGCCCACCUCCGAGGCCUCCACCGCGCCGCCCACUUCUCUGCCCGCGAGACGAAGGCGACUACCGCCGAGGACCGUCAGGCCGUCGACACCCUGCACCUCCAGCUACAGAACCUUUACUACGAGCAGCGCCACCUACAGGGCGAGAUCGCUGCCUGCGACGAGUACGACCACUCGCAUCUGCGCCUGCCGCUCAUUCCUGUCGAGGACUUUCUCGAUCAGCAUCCCGACCAGGCGACCGACGACGAGAACGCGCUCAUGACGGCGCGCAUCGCUCACGAACGCGCUCAGCGUGAGACCCUCGAGCAACAGAGACAGGAGCUCCUGAAGCGCAAGCAAAAGCUCAUCUCCGAGAACAAGAAGCGCAAGGAUGACCUGGCGAAUCUCGACAAGGACCUGGAGAAAUUUAUUGAUGCCGCGAAGCCGAUUCAGGUACUUUUCGAGAAGGUGGUGUGA